GUUUGGAGCGAAUGGUUGUGCUUGUAGGCAGCGCGACUGAUUAGUUUCGCGUACCGGUGGCUUAAGAAUGCAGGCCAAAACUGCACAUAGCCCCGGUGGAGGGAGAUGAACGCUUCGAGCACGAAAAAUACAAACACAACAACGAUAUUAACACCUUUUUGAUAAAGAUCGAACGACAGUAUGUAGUACAACUGCACGACAAUGUUGAAGAGCAGCAUCACCAGAGCGAUACAGAUUUGCGUUUGCGUGAGGAGCCACACGUUGAUGAGUACGACCCGAUCAGAACCGAACUGUCGUUCGAUGGCUAGCGCACGGUUGGAAAUGUCUACCAGUGUGCGGCCGUUUAGCAGUGUCCAACAUAUAAGGGGAACUACCACUACCAGCCGUAUGCCGUACAGAAUCAUCGUAAUGACACCCAUCACGGUGGUUAGCAGUUCAGUAAAGUCAUGUAACAGAAGCAGUAGCGCAGAAGUGGCGCUGACUAGCGUUAAAGACGACAGGAUGGCCGUAUUCCAGAGGAGGUUUCUGUUGCGAAAGAUGUAACUGUUGGAUUUCUGCUGCUCGGUGCGGUGAAGCUGAACCGGCGACACGAGAAAGUGAUUGAACAAGUUUAGGAUCUUCAGCUCCUCCAUGCUGCGGGCACGGGUAGGCGCGACUAGAUGGCAACUGGCGCAGCUCUGGCGCUAAUGGAUCACUCCAACGACAUGGCUCGACGCGGGAUGGAAGGAAACAGUACGUUGAAUAAUUGAGCCAGGGACGUUAAAUAUUAAAUCAAGCAACAACAACGUAUGAGUAAUUAAAUCCAUUUGGUGGGAUAAUGUAGCGCCGUGUAGCCUACCUUUCGAUCCAGCAUGGUGAACUGGAAGCACAGCCCAAACAGCAUUACCGUUUCCUGUACCGCAAUGAUCGACAGCCGUGUGAUGUCUCGGAGAUGUUUUUCGCUUAGCACAUGCUCCAGUAUAUCGUACGUGCAGAACGAUACGUUGAACAUGAGAUGCAGUAUCACAAGGAUUAGCUUAAGGCCAAUCACCUCGGAGAGAUGGUUCUUGCAGCCGUCCAGCACCGUCAGCUCACGGAUAAUGGCGUGAAAUGGAUGCACACCCAGACUGUGCUGCAGAGUCGCGUACGCAUUGGAAAGCGUUUCCGCAAGCAGCUGACAGAGCAACAGGUUCAGCAGGAUGUAAUGCUCGACCAGGACGCCGCUAACGACUCCCAGGGAGUACGAAUACUGACGACUUUGGUAGAUUUUGUACAGCGCUUCGGAUAUUGAGAGAACAUUGCAGAUUAGUAGUAUCACUAGCUGUAGUUUUUUAACGGAAAAUUGGCUGCCCUUCCGCCCAGUGAAGGCACUGCCCGGUAGGGUGUGAAGUAGCGAGAGUAGGUGAAACCGUUGCCGAAAGUUGUCGCAAAUCAGCAGCACCACAAUGAGCACCGUUACCAGCAGCCGGGCAUAGAUGGUGAAGAGGUUAAGGUUGAUGGUGUGCUGGUCCUUUCUUCGGUGCGUUGUCCAGGGGUUAAGGAACGCCAGCACGAAAAUCACGACCAGCGGCAGUAGCAACUGCACACGUGCUCGGGAUAUUUUGUAGCCAACCGCUGGCUGGUGGCCUUUCGUGGGUCGUACCGUACGCACAUUGCAGAUGAGCAGGGUGUGAAAAAUGUUCAACACUUUUAGCAUUGCUUUCCACACACACACGCACGCACACACGCGGAUGGAAGAUGGGUGUAACUAAACGCAUCGGGCCAACACGCAACCUUGCAAUGCGAUGAGGCUACGCGUUUGCGACGUUGAUAAGCGAGCACUUUAAUCAAUUACCAAAUUAAUUAUGAACGGGUGGGCCUCCCCUAAACCUCCAACAAACGGGCGACCCUCACGUAAUCGUUCGGCAGUGUGUGUGUGUGUGUGUGUGUCUUGGACGGAGAUGUGCUCCAGUUUUCUUUUUUUGCAGCGCUUGAGGGUAAAGCCACCAGCACAACUGAGACGAAUAUGCCGCGUUACCUGUUGCAGCACGGCCUACUAGCACACUACAAGGCAGCCAAUGAGCAAGAAACCUAUCCCAAACGCGCACAACGCGGCGCUAAUGGGAGCGUCGUUUGGGGGCGCUGGUGUGCUAAGUGCCGGGGGUCCUACAAUAUCGGGCUAAUGAGUGUUUUGAUGUGAUUGUUUAAUGGGUGGUGUGGAGCGUGCCUACCCCAAAACGGGAAUACUGGCCUCCCAGGUGGGUAGGGGGAUCGGUAACAGAUUUGUAAAAGGUUUGAUAGCGAAGGGGGCACAACACGCCGCCAAGUGCGCUAAUGUGAAGAAAGCCCUUCGCCGUCCGAGAGGGUCGAAGUGCUCCAAAAUAAUGACCCACCGGUUACAUGAUCUUGGUGAGCCAAAGGGGGGGGAGUGAGCCAACGUUUGCCAAAAAGCCGCCUUCAAACGGGAGCGAAAGAGCAUCCAGUUUGGCAUGCUCCACGCCGAGCAUGCUGCUGCUGCUGCUGCUGCUGCGGCUUAUUACAUCGGCAUGCGCGAGAGCGGGCCACGAGCUGCACUGGUACGGUCCAUGUUUGGGCAGCUGGCCGCAGAGGGUCGGCUCGGUAUUCCCACCCAUUCCGUUUGGGUUGGAUGAGAUGCACACACACACACACACACCCUGGUAGGCUGGCAGGCAAACGCAUUUCGAUUCGAGCGCUUUGUGUUCGGGCAUAUGAGUGCUUCUAUUACUUUUCUCCCGCCAAGAAGAGGACGACGAAGAUGUUACGGUAAUCAAAAAUACCUUUCGCCGCAGUGUACUUUCCCCUCCUGUCCCGCAAAGGGAGGGGUGUUUGACUAACUGCAUGCGAGGAUUUCCAAACCUCACAUAGACAACAACCAAAAAGAGCCCGUGUUAGAGUUGGGAGGGUUUUUUUUUUGUUGCGGUGCGAACGGAUUGAUUAUCUCGCCUGAUGCUAUCAAUCCCCAUUAUCGUCGUAUCUUACCUCGGAAAACAUGCGUACGAAAAGGGGGAGGUGGCAGGUAUGAGGGCGUCUGUUGGCCUACUGCCUGUAGCUUCGUAGCGAGGUAGGAGGAGGACUUUGGCGUAGACGGCUAAGGCCAAUACUUAAAAGCCGGCGUUUUCGUAACGGCACGGUUCAGUCGCGAUCGGUCCGGCCGGGUGGGUAGAGACUGUGCCCCUACGCUUCAGCAGACGAUUCCGAAGCAUGAUCAUGGGUUGGCAGGUGGCGCUGCUGGUGCUGGCCGGUGCAGCGGCUGGGCAGGCGCGUGUUCUCGCCAGCAGUCGGCGGAUUCGGGACUACGAUUUUGAUUUUUCGCAUCUCGGCGAAGCGCUGUACGGCAAUCACGAUAAGGCGGCGAUCGGCGAGCUGGUGCGUGCAUGGUCCCGAUCGCACAACGGCAGCAGCGUCAACCCGGAAGAGCUCGGCACGUACGCCGAGGGUGACAUCCAUCAGCCGCUGAUCGAGCGCAAUGCGCUCAAGUUCACCAGCAGCAAGUGGAAGAAGGGCAUAGUGCCGUACGAGUUUAGUGAGGAGUUUUCGAUCGGUGACCUUACCAAGCUGUUUUCGGCGUUCGAGCAGUUCCACCAGAAAACGUGCAUCCGCUUUGUGCCGCACACGAAGGAGCGGGACUACGUGGUGAUCGAGGGCCGCAGCUCGGGAUGCUGGUCGGCGGUCGGGCGGAUGGGUGGCCGGCAGGUGCUGAAUCUGCAGCGCAACGGCUGCCUCCAGAUGGAGGGCACCAUCGUGCACGAGCUGAUGCAUGCGCUUGGGUUUCUGCACGAGCACACGCGCUACGACCGGGACCGGUACGUGAACAUCUUCUUCCGCAACGUGCGCCCGAACCUGGUCAGCAACUUUGGGCGCGAAAGUGAGUCCCAAACGACGACGCUCGGCAUGCCGUACGAUUAUGGCAGCGUUAUGCACUACUCCAGAACGGCGUUCAGCAAAAACGGCAAACCGACGGUCGAGCCGAAGAUCAAGUACAGUGGGCAGCUGGGCCAGCGCGUCGGCUUUUCGGCGAAGGAUGUACAGAAAAUCAAUAAGCUCUACUGUCAUCGGUAAGGCAGCGCGGGGCCAGUUGCACAACAGUAGCGGCUGCAAGCCGGGGCCCGAGCUCUUACCUAAGAAUGAAUGAACCAAAAACGAGACGUGUCUUCUGAGAUACGGUCAAGAAGACGCAGGUGUGUGUGUGAGUGUAUACAUUAAUGUUAGCUGGUAGUAAUAGGUUAACGAGCGAAACGAAAACGAAACAAAUGAUCUGAAAAU
This is a messenger RNA of Anopheles merus, 4242 nucleotides long. RefSeq names its product zinc metalloproteinase nas-13-like. The record is from RefSeq and is a predicted model, not a curated record. Gene Ontology annotation, biological process: proteolysis. The transcript is spliced from 3 exons. NCBI's taxonomy places the organism in Eukaryota, Metazoa, Arthropoda, Insecta, Diptera, Culicidae. The coding region runs from base 3181 to 4038 and encodes 285 amino acids. Gene Ontology annotation, molecular function: zinc ion binding; metalloendopeptidase activity.